Messenger RNA from Bombyx mandarina (wild silkworm), 2935 nucleotides. RefSeq names its product UDP-xylose synthase (gene Uxs). Lineage: Eukaryota; Metazoa; Arthropoda; Insecta; Lepidoptera; Bombycidae. Gene Ontology annotation, biological process: D-xylose metabolic process. Gene Ontology annotation, cellular component: cytoplasm. The record is from RefSeq and is a predicted model, not a curated record. Gene Ontology annotation, molecular function: NAD+ binding; UDP-glucuronate decarboxylase activity.
AUGUUAAGGCAAACACUGAAAUUUAGAAAGACAAUUUCAUUUCUGUGUGUGCUAUCUCUACUGAUAUUAAUAUAUCUGAUCAUCACAAAAUCGAACAGUGAACAUGGGCGGACUCACUACAAAAUAGCUGAAGAGAAAAGGGACAUCACAUUUAGAGGUUUUAAUAUUUUUCCCAAGGACGAAUAUAAUAAUAUAAAUAAAAUGAAUUUGCAAUCAUCAAAUGAAGUAACAAGCGAUGAUACAAAACAUGAGCUUGCUGAAGCAAAAAAUCGAAUACAAGAAUUAGAAAAAAAGAUUGCUAUUUUAGAAGGAAGAAUGCCUCAAAAGUACCCUGAAGUAAAGUUUUUAGGAUAUAAAGAAAGGAGGAGAAUCUUAGUGACAGGAGGAGCUGGUUUUGUUGGCUCACAUUUAGUUGAUAUUCUCAUGAUGAAAGGUCAUGAAGUUAUUGUAGUCGACAAUUUCUUUACUGGCCGGAAGAGAAACGUUGAGCAUUGGUUCGGGCAUCGUAAUUUUGAAAUGAUUCAUCAUGAUAUCGUCAAUCCGUUGUAUGUUGAAGCAGACGAAAUAUAUCAUUUAGCUAGUCCUGCCAGCCCACCGCAUUAUAUGCAAAAUCCUGUUAAAACAAUCAAGACUAAUACUCUAGGAACUAUAAAUAUGUUAGGUCUCGCCAGACGCGUCGGCGCUAGAAUACUGAUCGCAAGCACUUCAGAAGUAUAUGGAGAUCCUUUGGUGCAUCCACAACCCGAAUCUUAUUGGGGCCAUGUUAAUCCAAUUGGCCCUCGAGCGUGUUACGACGAAGGCAAGAGAGUUGCAGAGACACUGGCGUAUUCGUACGCAAAACAAGAGAAAGUUGACGUGAGAGUCGCUAGGAUAUUCAACACGUACGGACCUAGAAUGCAUGUUUCAGACGGUCGUGUAGUUUCUAAUUUCAUAAUGCAAGCUUUACAGAAUUUAACUAUUACAGUUUAUGGUAACGGAAAACAGACCCGAUCGUUCUGCUACGUGUCUGACCUUGUCGAUGGACUGCUAGGCUUAAUGGCUUCUAGUUAUACAUUACCUGUUAACAUUGGGAACCCGGUAGAACAUACCAUAGAAGAAUUUGCAAUGAUCAUAAAGAAUCUAGUCCCCGGGUGCCGCAGUACUGUGGCCACGGGAGCCGCGGUCGAGGACGACCCUCAGCGGCGCCGACCUGAUAUCGCAGUGGCGGAGGCUCAUCUACACUGGAAACCUAAAGUAAGCCUACAGGAAGGCUUGCAAAGAACCAUCGACUAUUUCAAAGAAGAAUUAUCAAGGACUACACUUUACAAUAAUCAAACUUAUGUAGAUAUGAAAGUCAAUCAUCAUUAGUAUAGUUAUUAACUUAAUUUUAAUGUGAUAUUAGAAUUACAUCAACCGAACUAUUUUAUGAACAUAUAGUUAUGUCUAAAUAAUAUGAAAGACCAAAAAUCAAUUCGACUAUGGUGACCCAAAACGAACCAAUACGAUUUCAAUUUAUGAAACAGGAUUUUCGAAUUAUUGCUACAUUAAUACAUACAUAUAUGCGGCUGAUUAUAUUAUAAUUAUCUUAUUUUUUGAUUAUCAAAAAUGGGACGUUUUGAUAUGCCUUGUUUUGCCAUAUUUGAACGGUGAAUAGACCAUGACACCGUAGCUUUGGACCUGUUUUAUAGUGACAGUGGAUUCAUGUGUCUGUUGGUUUUAGGAGACGCCUAGUCGGUGGGUAAUAAGUGUGCAUUCACAACCGUUGACACCGCGACCGUAACAAUAAUACAAUUUGUAACCUUGGUCAAUGUCUACUAAUUUUAUGCGUGUUAAAUGAUAUAUCCUAAAUAAUCAUAUUAUCACAGGGCGAUUCUAUAUAUAUAUAUAUAAAUAUGCGAUAUUUCCUAAAAUUUCAACAUAUCUUCAUCUGGCUGAAUAUUUUUAUUGAGUGUUCGUUAUUAUCACCAAAAGCGUAUAGCUUAGUGCCUACAUACUAGCACAAACAAGUCGCUUCGUAAAGAUUAUUAAAUUGAUUAGUUAAAUAAGAGACGAUGAAAAUUUUGAUUAGUUCUCAUUUUUAUUUAAGGUUAACCAUACGGUUGUUUCUAGUAUAGUAUUUUUUAUGCUAUUGUUUGUACAACUCAACAAUCUAUAAAGUAGUAAAUAAAGAAAUUUAUUUAUAACAUGUAGGUAUAUGGUACAAAUAUUUUCUUCUAUCUAUAGUAUCGAGUUUCCUCUGAAAUAUCCGUUGUUUUUUAUGAAUGAGCUGGUAAAAGUCGAAUAAAGAGCGAGAUACGACCAUUUUGUAUUUUGAAAAUAAAUAUUCUCGAUCUACCAAUAAUAAUGCUUUUGUUCUACAACUGAACUUGGACGUUAAUGUCGGAUCAUUGGAUUGUUUACUGUAAUAAUAUGCCGUACCGUAUCGCGUAAGGGAACCGUUGUCGGAAACAAAAGACACGAUAUAGAUAUUAUCAUGACAACAUAAAAAAGGUUUUUUUUUUAUGUAGUUUAUUUUUGUUGUUUAGUUCUUAAGUUUCAUUUUAUUAUUGUACGCCAUUUGAUACGGAAAUGACGGUGCGCGCAGUCAAACGAUUUGUAUUUGUAACAAGUUUGUAACUAAAACCAUCAUUGUCUGUGCCGAGCCUAAUGAAUAUUUAUGUAUACGUUAAAUUAGUCAUGCCAACAACUAUAAACUCAUUAAAGUUUAAAAUAAAUUGUCAUCCAGUUAUAGAUACAAAAUGCAACGCAAUUAGUCAGCAUCUUCUACCUAAUCAAAAUAAAAUCCAGACUGACAGACCCAUUUGCACAUAAAUGUACAAAGUGACGAAUUACAGAAAUAAGAGAAUAGUUGAAUAGAUCAAAAUUUUAUUCAGUUGGGAUGAAUCGAUGCCAAAUAUUUCCUGCCGUCUACCGCCGUACAUAAAAAAGAUGUGUGGUGUCGUGGGACACCUGAUAA